Molecule: messenger RNA, 1089 nt
Organism: Solanum verrucosum
Lineage: Eukaryota; Viridiplantae; Streptophyta; Magnoliopsida; Solanales; Solanaceae
Product: proteasome subunit alpha type-2-B
Exons: 12
Coding region: 88-795 (235 amino acids)
Biological process (GO): ubiquitin-dependent protein catabolic process
Cellular component (GO): proteasome core complex, alpha-subunit complex; proteasome core complex
Source: RefSeq, a predicted model, not a curated record
UUCUGCAAAUCCUCUUUGCUGCUGAAACUUUGCAUCAUCAUCUUCAACCUCUCGAUCGUUUUCAACUGAAAAUUAGUCCUUAAGGCAAUGGGUGAUAGUCAGUAUUCUUUCUCUCUUACAACUUUCAGCCCAUCUGGAAAGUUGGUUCAGAUUGAGCAUGCGUUGACUGCUGUUGGAUCUGGUCAAACAUCAUUGGGAAUUAAAGCUUCUAAUGGUGUUGUAAUUGCUACCGAGAAGAAAUUACCAUCCAUCUUAGUUGAUGAAGCAUCUGUGCAGAAAAUUCAGACUUUGACACCAAAUAUUGGAGUUGUCUACAGUGGCAUGGGCCCUGAUUCUCGAGUUUUGGUUCGGAAAAGUAGAAAGUCAGCUGAGCAAUAUUACCGACUUUAUAAAGAAUCAAUCCCUGUCACACAGCUGGUGAGAGAAACUGCUGCUGUCAUGCAGGAAUUCACCCAAUCAGGUGGUGUAAGACCAUUUGGUGUUUCACUCUUGGUUGCGGGUUUUGAUGACAAGGGUCCACAACUAUAUCAGGUGGAUCCAUCUGGUUCGUACUUCUCUUGGAAGGCUUCGGCAAUGGGAAAAAAUGUCUCCAAUGCUAAGACAUUUCUUGAGAAGAGAUACACGGAGGAAAUGGAGCUCGAUGAUGCUGUACACACUGCUAUCCUGACAUUGAAGGAGGGAUUUGAGGGACAGAUCUCCAGCAAAAACAUUGAGAUUGGCAUUAUUGGAACAGACAAAGUAUUCAGAAUUCUCACUCCAACUGAAAUAGAUGAUUACCUACAAGAAGUGGAAUAGAUUUUCCUUUCCGCCAAAAGGAAUUGAAAGUAGUUGGACAGGAAGCGCGGACAGGGGCAUAGCACAAGCUCAACUAUUGGAGGUUCUUGCUGGUUUGGUUAUAAUUUGAUGUUUAAUCAAACUAAACUUGGUUGUAUGUAUUUUGGUCAUGCUAUGGUGUUAUUUAUGCUCUGAAAAGAUUAAUAUGGGCUUUUCUCAGUUUCUUGAAUUCACAUAUUGUUCAAGUAUUACCUCAAACACAUCAAAAAGAGAAACAUUACAUUCAUGAACUGCAUGUUUAGUUUGUUUUGACAA